This is a messenger RNA of Lasiodiplodia theobromae, 1278 nucleotides long. RefSeq names its product Had-like protein. NCBI's taxonomy places the organism in Eukaryota, Fungi, Ascomycota, Dothideomycetes, Botryosphaeriales, Botryosphaeriaceae. The record is from RefSeq and is a predicted model, not a curated record. The transcript has 4 exons. The coding region runs from base 1 to 1278 and encodes 425 amino acids.
AUGGCUGGACCGCCUGUGAAGACGAUCAUCUUCGACCUCGGCGAUGUCCUCUGCCGCUGGAAACCGCCAACCAAUCUGUCUGUUGAUCCAAAGCUCUUGAAGGAGUUUCGCAACUCACCAACAUGGUACAAAUACGACUGUGGAGAAAUUGGCGAAGAUGAAUGCUUCUCACAGCUAGCAGGACACGGAAACGUCCCUGUGGAGGACGUCAAAAUUGCUUUCCAACAGGCUAGAGACUCGCAGGCUCAGAAUGACAAAGUGGUAGAAACCAUCACCGAGUUGAGGGCGGCCCACCCGGACCUGAAGAUCUACGCCAUGUCGAAUAUAUCCAGACCAGAUUGGGAGAUCCUCAGGGGUAAAGAUUUCAACUGGAAUAUUUUCGAUCGAGUUUUCACUUCGUCCGAGGCUGGAAUGUGUAAGCCGGAACUUCGGUUCUUUCACCACGUUCUGAAGCAGAUCCAGAUGGCUCCCAGCGAAGCAGUCUUCGUCGACGACAAAUUGGAAAAUGUCAUCGCUGCACAGUCAGUGGGGUUCCGGGAAACAAUUGUCUUUGUUGAUGUCCCGAAUAUGCGAAGAGCACUCUUGAACGUCCUGGAAGACCCGGUUCGCAGAGGGAGGGACUGGCUUCGAAGGGAAGCAGGGCACCUCUAUUCAGAGACAGACACAGGAGUGGUGGUUCCCGACAAUUUUGCCCAACUCCUGACAUACGAGCUUACUGGCGAUUUGAACCUUCUAAGUCUCAAAUACUUUGAUCGGACCUGGAACUAUUUCAUACAGUCUCCGUUCGGAACGUCGAAGAACUACCCAGAUGAUGUUGACACGACGUCAUAUGCAUACAAACUUUUAUCUCUCGACCGCUCAGUAGCAAGUUCCAUCAUGGAUGAGAUGAUAUCUUCCCAGUGGACUACAGCAGACAACAUUGUCCAGGGAACUCGGUACUACCAUCAACCCGACACGUAUCUCUACUUUUUUGCGCGGUUACUCAACGAAAAUCCGGAAUCGGAUAUGUUCCGCAACACAUCAGCAUUGCUACGCGAACGGCUCAAUGAGCGUAUCAACACACCAGCAGACUCUCUUGGGCUGGCAAUGCGGGUGCUGGCAUGCCACUACAUGGGCAUACGAGACGAGUUGGACUUGCAGCAGCUGAUGAAGAAGCAGCAAGAAGACGGAUCGUUUGAAAUUGGGUGGCUAUGCCAGUACGGCAAAACGCAGAUGAAACUGGGCAAUCGGGGCCUCACAACAGCACUAGCAGUGACUGCAAUCAAGGCACUGAGCUGA